AUGAAUCUUGUGAUAGUAGAAAAUGGUAUCUUAAAACAUAUNGGAAUACCUCCUCAGGUUGCAAGUGCCACAGCCACCUUUGGAAUGACCUUCUCAUCAUCAAUGUCUGUCGUAGAAUUCUACCUUCUGAAUCGUUUUCCAGUCCCGUAUGCUCUAUACUUCAUUGUGGUGGCUCUUAUUGCUGCUUUUAUAGGGCAAUACAUCAUUACCAAGUUGAUCACUAUAACAGGAAGGGCGUCUCUGAUAAUCUUUGUUCUUGCCUUCACAAUCUUUGUCAGUGCAUUAUCACUGGGUGGGGUUGGAUUAUCAGACAUGAUUGGGAAAAUUGAGCAUGGUGAAUAUAUGGGAUUUGAGAAUCUCUGCAAAUACAAUGCCUAAUUUGUAGUCCUCUUAUUUGGACCUUCUCCAUGGAGCAUGGUUUAUUUUAGAUUGAUCAUACCGCGACAGGAUUUGAUUAUUUAUAAAUUAUAAGCUUUUUAUUAAUUAA
Molecule: messenger RNA, 487 nt
Organism: Pistacia vera
Lineage: Eukaryota; Viridiplantae; Streptophyta; Magnoliopsida; Sapindales; Anacardiaceae
Product: sulfite exporter TauE/SafE family protein 3-like
Exons: 5
Coding region: 1-378 (125 amino acids)
Biological process (GO): protein ubiquitination
Cellular component (GO): Cul4A-RING E3 ubiquitin ligase complex
Source: RefSeq, a predicted model, not a curated record